This is a messenger RNA of Candidozyma auris, 1176 nucleotides long. RefSeq lists its product as uncharacterized. Gene Ontology annotation, biological process: pseudouridine synthesis. Gene Ontology annotation, molecular function: pseudouridine synthase activity; RNA binding. The transcript has a single exon. Lineage: Eukaryota; Fungi; Ascomycota; Pichiomycetes; Serinales; Metschnikowiaceae. The record is from RefSeq and is a predicted model, not a curated record. Bases 1 to 1176 code for a protein of 391 amino acids.
AUGGCAUCGAGGUCUCCCUAUCUCAUAGAAAAUGGCUUCCGUCGAGUGAAACCGUACUACUAUGAUUUUGCCACAACCGUCAAAGAGCGGUGGAAGUGCAAGUCCGUGUCGCAUGUUCUUACCCACGAGCUUGGGCAGAAUCCCCUGCUGGUGGAGCUGGGGAUCAGCAAUGGCAGCAUAUACGUGACUACGGACACCAAUAAGACAAGCGAAGGGGUCAAAUUGCUGCCACAACAAACGCAAAUGCAUCUUUUUAGAGAUCAUGAUGUCCUCCAUAAUCGCCAGCACAUGCACGAGCCACCCAUCAUCUACAGUGGGCCUGUACCUGUCUUGAUGGAGAAUGACGACUUAGUGGUGGUUUCAAAGCCUCUGGGCAUGCCAACGCACCCUAGUGGUUCAUAUAGACUCAACAGCCUAUCGCACAUCUUGAAGGAGGAACAGGGCUUUCUGUUCUUAUCGCCGUGUCAUCGUCUAGAUAAAGCUACUUCCGGUAUACUUGUGUUGGCGAAGAACUCGCAGGCAGGUUCGAAAUUUCAGAAGGUCUUCAACGAUAAAAGAAAUACAGAAAAGUGGUACUUGGCCAGAGUCAAGGGGAAGUUUCCUGCUCACAAGUUCGUAUUUGAGUCGCCAGUUUUCUCCUUGAGCUUUGGCGGGUAUCUCAAUUUGAGAAACACAAAUCAGGUUCCCGUUGACUCAGCUACUGAGUUUGAGCUUUUGAAGUACUCACUGUCUCUCAACGAAAGCAUCAUUUGUUGUAAGGCCAUCACGGGGAAAAUGCACCAGAUUCGCAUCCACCUACGAUGCCUAGGCCACCCAAUAGUCAAUGACUACCUUUAUAACCCCAGUCCAGACAACGUUGUUGGUACUUUCAAGAACGAACUCGAGCUAGAAAUUUACGAGAAAGCCAAAGCAAAACUCACAACUUCAAAGAAGACUCUUAACUUGGAUGCCCUUCUUCAGGAACACCCGUCCAUUAAGGACAGCAUGAGCAAGCUCAGAACGCUACGUAAGGAGACUGAUGAUAGAGAAUUAUUAGGUGUGUGUUCGGAGUGCUCCAGAAAGCUUUACGGUGACCCAACAGAUGAGGAAAUCUAUUUGCAUGCACAGCGACUUCGUCACAAAGGAGACAUCAACUUUGAUUUACAAAGUGAGAUGCCACAGUGGGCGGAUAUCUGA